AUGCUCCAUCGCAGCCCUGGCGAGGCAGUAUCCGGACUUCACGUUCAGCUAUGGCGCUCAAGGGCAGGAGUCGCAGGAAGAGGCAGCGGAUCAGAGGCAGAGUAUCAACAGUUGAUUACUCAGGCCUUCCAACCACCGAACCAGUAUUUGCAACAGACUCCCCACCAGACGCCAUCGCAGCAGUCGCAAGGGUUUCAACAGCAUGCUAUGACAGCUGUACUUCCGUCGCAGAUGACGGCACCGGAACCGUCGUACAGUCUUGAGCAACCUGUCAUGCCGUCGCAGAUGACGAGGCACAUGUCUCACGUUUCGUCAUCACAUUACGGCAGCCCUUACGAAAGUCCGCAGGUCGUCAAUUACCAGCAAGUGCCACAGCCGUCGCGAAAGCGGAGUCGAGCAGAAGACUUCACAGCGGCCCCCUACGAGUACCCUGGUCUUCAGCAACUGCAGGCUCAUGCUACCGGACAGGCGCACCUCGAGCUCCCCACCGAGCAGCAACAACACCUCCAGUUUCAGCCGGACACUGUCAACUACCAGUACCAGUUUCCGCGUCACUCCGUGGAUCAUUCGCAAGGAGGACAGUCGCCAUACGUCGCGCCAACCCCACAGCCGCAGCAUCACCAUCACAGACUGCCGAACCAGCCACCUCCGUCAAAGUCGCAACGGACGGGUCAGGGCGAGGCAUCAUCCUCACAAGACCAUGGCCCACCGAGCGUGGUCGGACAAGCUGGUAUGCCGGCACCUGCUGCACGACCGAAGGGACCAAAGCUCAAGUUCACACCCGAGGACGACGCAUUACUUGUGGAACUCAAAGAGACCAAGGACCUGACCUGGAAGCAAAUCGCGGACUUUUUCCCAGGUCGCAGCUCAGGGACGUUGCAAGUGCGGUACUGCACGAAGCUCAAGGCGAAGACGACAGGUUGGACGGACGAAAUGUUACAAAAGCUACGAACGGCCAUGCAGGAAUACGAAGAUGACAGAUGGCGCAUCAUAUCUGGCAAAGUCGGGAGCGGGUUUUCAGCGGCGGCUUGCAAGGACAAGGCUGCGGAGAUCGGGACAGAACAUGAAGGGACUACAGCAUUAACGACAAUAGAGGAAACGGAGGAACAACAACAGGAAUCCAAGACAGAAUGA
Molecule: messenger RNA, 1134 nt
Organism: Saxophila tyrrhenica
Lineage: Eukaryota; Fungi; Ascomycota; Dothideomycetes; Mycosphaerellales; Extremaceae
Exons: 4
Coding region: 1-1134 (377 amino acids)
Source: RefSeq, a predicted model, not a curated record